This is a messenger RNA of Apodemus sylvaticus (European woodmouse), 419 nucleotides long. It is a transcript of the gene Wfdc10a, whose product is annotated as WAP four-disulfide core domain 10A. Bases 44 to 412 code for a protein of 122 amino acids. The transcript is spliced from 2 exons. The record is from RefSeq and is a predicted model, not a curated record. NCBI's taxonomy places the organism in Eukaryota, Metazoa, Chordata, Mammalia, Rodentia, Muridae. Gene Ontology annotation, molecular function: peptidase inhibitor activity. Gene Ontology annotation, cellular component: extracellular region. Gene Ontology annotation, biological process: antibacterial humoral response; innate immune response.
UGCCAUCUAGACUAGAUCUAAGCUCACUGCCUGGGUCACAACUAUGUUGUCCAGGACUCUGCUGCUCGUCCUUGGUGUGCUGUUGCUACUGUCCCUAGCCCAGGGAGGGAUCCAGCGAAGACGGAGACAAGAAGGUCCCGCCGAGAUCAAGGCGUGUAGCAGGAGGCCCAAAUGGUAUCUGUGCAACCGCCAUUGCGAAGCCCACCAAGACUGCCAAGCGAAUAACAUCUGCUGCUCCGCCGCAUGCGGCAAUGUGUGCGUGAAUCUCCUGGAUAAGGGCGUGUGGGAGAUGCCUAUCACCCCUCCCCCCGACAAUGUCUACCCAGAGACCGGGUCCCCGCCCAGCUUCGAAGGAGACAUGAUUCUGCCUCCCACUAGCUUGUCAUCUUUCAUCGCUACCGUUGAGAAAUAAACCAGCG